AACACUAUACAGUCAUACUUAAAUUCGCCCAUCCGUGCCGGGGCCGUAGUGGCUGAGCUUCAUGCAAGAGAUCCAGAUCCAGGCUUGGAAGGGCAAAUCACCUACCGAUUUGAGUAUCCUGCUGACCAGCUGACACAAGACCGUAAAUUCUCGAUUAACGAGCAGACAGGAGUGGUUUCUGCACUGACACCUCUCACAGCACAAGAUGGACCGUUUGAUUUGCUGGUGAUUGCCGAGGAUCAGAGUACGGUAUUCAAGAGAAAGACAUCCGCCAUACUGCACAUCGAAAUCGUUGGCGACACUUCGUUACGCUUCCUUCCACUGCCGUCGACCAUUUACAUCUCCACCGAGAAAGCCGUCGGAAGUGUCGUGCUGAGAGCGUCCGCGUUCACCAGCUCCGCUCUGCCCGUUCAUUUCCGGAUUCUAGAAAACGAGUCACAAUUUGUUAUGGAUGGAGAUCUGCUUCGAGUGAGUCCCAACAGCUCCCUAGAACUGAUCGGUCAGACUUCAUGGCGAUUAUUUACAGGUAGCGAACCAUCUUACUCCCGGUGA
Ostertagia ostertagi is the source of this 552-nucleotide messenger RNA. Lineage: Eukaryota; Metazoa; Nematoda; Chromadorea; Rhabditida; Trichostrongylidae. The record is from the annotation of a GenBank genome assembly.